UCUAUUAUUUUUAAGUUUUUCCGAGGAACAUUUAAAUAUGGUCACUCAAACUAUCAGUGGGUGGAAGAAAAAUGUUCUGUUGCUGCUUAUAAAUACAAGUUUGGUAUUUACUGCUCCUGGACCAAUAAAAUUUACAAAUAGACAAUUGACAGCCAAUCCAAUCGGAAAAUACAAAAAUGGUGCAGUUUCAACAGUGGACGGCGAAUGCGCAAAAAUAGGCGUUCAAAUGCUAAAAAAAGGUGGAUCAGCAGUUGAUGGUGCCAUUGCAGUACUUAUUUGCGAAUGCGUCGUUUCAUCUCAUGCCAUGGGAAUGGGAGGAGGUUUUUCGAUGACAAUUUGGGACGGAAAAAAGAAAGAGGUCCAUUCUUUGGAUGCCAGGGAAACAGCAUCACGACACGCCACUGAAAAUAUGUUCCAAGGAAAUGCUGAAUUAGCUGAACUCGGUGGACUAGCCGUUGCCGUACCGGGUGAAGUGGCAGGAUAUUGGGAGGCGCAUAAGAAAUUUGGAAAAUUAGAUUGGGCAGAACUUUUUAAACCCUCGAUUGAUUUGUGUGAAAAAGGAUUUCGAGUUAAUCAUUUCUUGGCUUUUGGAAUUAAUGCUACUCAAAAUAAAAUAAGAGCCGAGCCAUCGAUGGCGGAAAUAUUCAUAAAUCCAGCAACUAAUCAACCUUAUCAGUUGGGAGACACAAUGAAAAGGCCUGUGUAUGGAAAGACCCUUAGACUAUUAUCAGCCUCAGACGGCAGUGGUGUGAAAGAUUUUUAUAAUGGCGAGAUGGCUAAAAAUAUGGUCAGAGAAAUUCAACAAAAAAAUGGAAUUAUCGAUCUUAAGGAUUUCGAAGAUUACAGAAUUUUAUGGAGAGCUCCAAUAAAAACAAAACUCAGAAAUGGAAUGACUGUCUAUUCGUCGCCACUUCCUGGAUCCGGAUCAAUUUUGGCAUUCAUACUGAAUGUACUCGACGGAUUUGUCUUCGAGCAAGGUGAAACUAUUGGCUAUCAAAGAAUAUUGGAAACUUUCAAGUGGGCCUACUCUUUCCGAACUAAAAUGGGCGAUCCUGCUUUUGUCCCUGAAGCCAAUGAAUUAUCAGCGAAUCUCACUAACAAGCAAUAUGCAGAAUCCAUUCGCCGUUUAAUCAGUGACACUAAGACCAGUAAUGAUCCGGAUUAUUAUUUAGGAAAUACUGAAGGUACUGUAGAUCAUGGAACUUAUCAUGGAUGUGUUUAUGCUCCCGAUGGCUCAGCCGUUUCUGUAACGUCCACUGUUAAUGGAUUAUUUGGAGCAUUCUUUCGUUCGGAAUCAACUGGAAUUAUCUUUAAUAAUGAAAUGGACGAUUUUUCAGCUCCAAAUAUCACUAAUAUCUUUGGUGUUCGUCCUUCUCCGGCGAAUUACAUACGACCGGGAAAGAGACCACUUAGUUCAACGGCACCAACGAUUAUGAUUGAUGAGAAUAAUCAAGUUCGAUUAUUGGUUGGAGGUGUUGGUGGUAUAAAAAUUACCACUGGGGUGGCACUUACAUCAGCAUUACAUUUGUGGGCAGGAUAUAGCAUUAAAGAGGCUAUAGACGCCAACAGAAUGCAUCAUCAGUUCUUGCCAAUGUCGGUUCAAAUUGAAAAUAAUUUUCCACUGCCAAUAAAGAAAUAUUUAUCCAACGUUGGACACAAUAUCACCGAUUUUGCAGGAUAUCCGAAUUUAAUUUUUGGCAUAUCACAGAAAAAUGGUGAAAUUUCGGCGUAUUCAGAUUACCGUCAAGAUUGUCGCAAUGCCGGUUAUUGAAAAUCGACAAACGGGGAUAUUUUUUCAACGAUAAGGUAAAAAUAAAAUUUUGGAAAAAUGUUAUGCAUGCUGCAUGCGAAAUUAGAUAAUUUUUAAAAAUUAGAAAAUAUUCAGAUAAUAUUUAUUUAUGUAAAUGGGUAAAUGGACUACAAAUUUGCCCUUUUGUACACAAAAUACUAAACGGAUUUCUCUAUUACGGGAAAUUGAGAGUGUGAUCUAAUCAAAUAUUAGUUAGAUAUUAAAUUAAUUAAAGGAAAUAGUAAAUUAAUUGAAAAAAAGAA
Leptopilina heterotoma is the source of this 2052-nucleotide messenger RNA. RefSeq names its product scoloptoxin SSD14-like. The record is from RefSeq and is a predicted model, not a curated record. Gene Ontology annotation, cellular component: plasma membrane. Gene Ontology annotation, molecular function: glutathione gamma-glutamate hydrolase. Bases 38 to 1771 code for a protein of 577 amino acids. Gene Ontology annotation, biological process: glutathione catabolic process. Lineage: Eukaryota; Metazoa; Arthropoda; Insecta; Hymenoptera; Figitidae. The transcript has 11 exons.